This is a messenger RNA of Sitophilus oryzae (rice weevil), 986 nucleotides long. RefSeq names its product helix-loop-helix protein 1 (gene HLH4C). NCBI's taxonomy places the organism in Eukaryota, Metazoa, Arthropoda, Insecta, Coleoptera, Curculionidae. Bases 142 to 456 code for a protein of 104 amino acids. Gene Ontology annotation, molecular function: DNA-binding transcription factor activity, RNA polymerase II-specific; protein dimerization activity; RNA polymerase II cis-regulatory region sequence-specific DNA binding. The transcript is spliced from 3 exons. Gene Ontology annotation, biological process: regulation of transcription by RNA polymerase II. The record is from RefSeq and is a predicted model, not a curated record.
GUGCGAUAUUGCCCUCUACGUGAGAUAGCUUUAGUCUGUCGGUCUGGUGGUAAACACGUUUAAAUUGGAUUUAACUUAACCGGCAAAAUUAAGGUACUAGAAGACUGGUAUUGUACCACUCCUCCUUGUGAUAAUGACAUAAUGAACAUUGAAAGCAGAGAGGUACUGCAAACAAUAACAUCCUGCAGUAACGUAGUGUCGAAAAAAAAAGAUAAAACCAGUGAUAUGUCCAUGCUGAGUAGAGAGGAAAGGCGUAGACGCAGAAGAGCGACUCAGAAAUAUAGAACGGCCCACGCGACCAGAGAGAGGAUCAGAGUGGAGGCUUUUAAUGUGGCGUUUGCCGAACUGAGAAAAUUGUUACCAACGCUGCCCCCCGAUAAGAAACUAUCCAAAAUUGAGAUUUUACGGUUGGCCAUUUGUUACAUAGCUUACUUAAAUCAUGUUUUGAAAGCUUGAAAUUAUCGUCAGCUAAGCUAAUAAGUUUUCUAGUAAUUAUAGAGCCCCCACAGAUGCUCAGUUCUUUAACAGCAGCGGACUGCACAGUAUUAUUCAUAAUAUAUUAUAAUUCUAAUAGUGGCAAAACUGGUACCGAGAUAUCUGCACAAACCAAAUCACAAACAAGGUUCGCACAGGCGGCCUGAGCGAUAGCACUGAGCGUCUAUGGGGGCCUAUACUUGCCUAUACACCUACAUAUCUGUCGAAUAAUACCGUAUGAUCGAAAAAACGGACAGAAAUGACGAUCAUUGACAAUCCCCAUAUAAUUUUACAUAUAAAAUGACAGCGAUCUUCAUUUCAUAGCCAUCGCUGACGCCGUUUUUUUUACGUACAUAUUAUGAUCAAGAGAAUGAAAGUACCUAUUUAGUACUUACGUGUAUUAGCAUAUUAGAUAUAAAAUAGAUCUAUAUCUAGAUUUCAAUUUUUUAAGAUUAAAAUAAUAGUGCUUUUAAUCAUGUGGAUCUGUUUAAUUUUAUAACCUUAGGCUGUUA